This is a messenger RNA of Chilo suppressalis (striped riceborer), 2104 nucleotides long. NCBI's taxonomy places the organism in Eukaryota, Metazoa, Arthropoda, Insecta, Lepidoptera, Crambidae. The record is from the annotation of a GenBank genome assembly.
CCUACCAGCUCCCGUACCUACCAGGUAAACCAACUCCCCGAUCUACUCCUCACCCUCCAGGUGUAACUGCGGGGUCCAGUUAUGAGUCGCCGCUUGUUACGCCUGAGUUCCUACCCCCUCGUGAUGGUGCCGCGGAGCACCCCCUCCCUGGCAGUCACAGAAGGUACCGCUAGAGGACUAGCAGACGGGCUCGGCGCCGCCGACCAGCCCUCCCCCUAUUUCGUCGAAGAGAGUUCGCGUGGGCUUGUUCCUUGCGAACUCUAUCCGUCGCCUCCUUCCAUGAGAUGACCUCCUCACAGAAGUAGACCACCACACGCCAGUUCUAACCUAAUUUCACCCUGUCUGGGUGCUAACCCUACGACGAGGACAACUGGAAGGCUAACAACUGUGGAUGCAGCCGGGACCAACGGCUUAACGUGUUUUCCAAAGUACGGAGGAGCUGAAGAUAAUAAAUUUUUGGUCACCCAUCCAAUGACCGACCAUUGCGAAAGUUGCUUAACUUCCACGAUCGCAGGUCGAACACGCUAACCACCUGCGCCAUAGGGCUCAAACCACCUGCACUUAGUUCCUCAACCACCAGCGCCAUCGAGUUGAGUGGUUCAGGUCCUUGACCUUACCUUGACUCAAUAAGUAUUUUUUAAUUUUGCUUCACACCGGGUAAAGAUGAGAAGAUCAGACAAAAACUAUCAAACUAAAUUAUACCUAUAAUAAGUAUUGUAACGUAAUGUACAAUGGUUCACGAUAAAACGAAUAUAAAACCCAAACAUCCUACUUACUGUUAUAUCAGUAAAGUACCACGAGUCAAUGCCGUGAUAGGAUGACAUUCAUUGAUAAAUAUAGCGUUAAGACGGUUGACCCGUAUGGUUCGCUUAUGUCUUGUUAAAAAAUUAUUUAAGAAACAACUCUUAUGUAAUACAAAUCCUUUAAUGUUCAUAAACAGAAGAUGGUUAGUCAAGCUCAAACCGCUACACUAGCUGUUAUUGCAGCUGGCAUUGUAUGUACCUGUUAUUGGGCAUACCGAAUCUCGCAAGAAUACAGAAAAAAGAAUCUGCCUACAAAGUGGAGACUAGUUGGUAGACUGAAGAAAAUAUACGUAUAUCCCAUUAAGUCAUGUGCCGCUAAUACAGUAGAAAAAGCUGAAUGUACCAUGCUGGGCUUGAAAGACGGAUGGCUUAUUGACAGAAAUUUGAUGGUAGUCGACGACUUCUACAACUUCAUUACAGCCAGAACCUAUCCAGAGCUACUGCAAGUGCGACCCUCGUUAAAAAAAUCGGUAUUAACUUUGGAGCACCACUCCUUGGAGACGAUUACUGUUGAUUUGGCAGAGGUCAAGAAAAACAACACACCUCGUAAAGCUACGAUUUGGUUUUCGGAAGUGCAUGUAUAUGAUUGCGGAUCAGAAGUCAGCCAAUGGUUUACCAAAUUAUUAAAUAAAUAUUCUCAUACUUAUCAUCUCGUCCAUUAUGCAUCUGAAAAGACCCGUAAAAGUGUCGAUCCGAGAAACAAUUACUUCAGGUUCUCAAAAGAUGAUUUGGGAGCAUUUCCAGACGACGCAGCGUACAAUUUAAUAAACGAGGCUUCAGUCGAUGAUUUAAACAUACGUAUAAGUAACAGCAAAGUAUCAGCAUUACAAUUUAGACCCAACUUUGUAUUGGCUGGUGGUACACCGUAUGACGAAGAUUCGUGGAGUUUUAUUAAAGUAGGAGGAAGCAUAUUCGAGAUAGUAAGGCCGUGUGUUCGAUGCACUAUGACCACACUUGACCCGGAAACUGGAGCACGGAAUACUAAUAACGAACCAUUGAACACUCUAAAACGUUAUCGCCAGAUAGAAGAUGAGGAAAUCCGCAAAGCAUUCAAUAUGGCGCCGCGCAUGGGCGUGCAGAUAGCACUGAGAUCCGCUCCGGGAGGCACUGUGUCAUUGCAAGAUCCUAUAUACGUAGCAUAAUUUCAUACAAUAAGCAACGUUUAGUUGUUUUGUUAUAGAACACUACUGGACUAUACUGCAGUGGCUACCGAGAGGCAUUGAUGGCCACAUAAAUACGCAUGCCCAUCAAUGCGUAGUUGUGGCUAAGGCCGUAUACAGAAAGAAAGCCGAAAGCCGAUC